Messenger RNA from Alternaria ethzedia, 1671 nucleotides. RefSeq lists its product as uncharacterized. The record is from RefSeq and is a predicted model, not a curated record. The coding region runs from base 1 to 1671 and encodes 556 amino acids. The transcript has 3 exons. NCBI's taxonomy places the organism in Eukaryota, Fungi, Ascomycota, Dothideomycetes, Pleosporales, Pleosporaceae.
AUGGGUGUGUUGGAUAAGCUUACUAUUGCCGUUGUCGGUACCCAUCCCCAUGAUGCUAAACAGAUCAAAGCCUGGAUCGAGCGAAACGGCGGCAAAUACUCUGCGAAGAUCACCAAGAGCGUCACCCACCUCAUCGCCAGUAAAGAGGCUUACAAGAAACCCGCCGACGCUGUACAACAAGCCCACGACCUCAACAUCCACGUAGUCAGCUAUGACUGGUUCGACGACUCGUUGCAAGCGAAGAAGAAGUUGGGCACUAGGAAGUACACGUGGGAAGUGCUUAUGAAAGAGAGGAGGAAGAAGAAAGAGCUUAAGAGGAUAGGUACUCUGGCGGAUGGCAGUAAGUUCAGGAAAGGUUGUGAGAACAUCGAAGGGUUGACUGGAUCAGGUACGUCGAAGACAUCUCCCGUUGUUGCAAGAAAGCCGAGGAAGAGCAAGAGUUUCUUCUUUGCCACGUCUGCCCCGGCUAUUGCGCCCAUCCCUUUUGUUUCUGCAAAAGAAGACCUCUUACGUAGGAGGGCAGAAAGAGCAGCUGCGUUGGCUGAGGGUACUGGAGCUGGAGCUUGUGAGAGCCAGGCGAAGGACUCUGCUGAAGUCAUGAAUGACACUCCAAGCCCGGCCAGCCAAUCUCCAAAGCCUGUCGCUCUUAUCCAAACACCUCUCAAGAAAUCCAAGCCCCAUGCUACCUCAAAGAAAGUUCCACAGGCUAAGAUUUCUCACUGGAAAGAGGAUUAUCACUACUAUCAAGAUACGGACGGCUUCGAGUAUAAGAUUCUGCUCGUACGCGUGGACAAUCCUCCCUAUGGCUCUGCAAACUACCACAUUGGGCUACUGGAGAGCCAUACAAAGCCGCAUGUGUACUGGGCGCUUGUACAGUACAAGCCCGCCAAGAUCUUACCGGCAGCGGAGAAGGAAGAGAAGGAAGAUGUCAAGCAACAAGUGUCUCUGAGCAGGGACGAAAUCACCCAGCGCCCCGAAGCGAGCCGCCUGCUAUCCAUCAUCACCAAGCCAGCCCCAACACCAGAUGCUCCGUACAACGGCGAGCUAUGCCCCCGCGGCAGUGACUUCGCUACCGCCUUGCGCUCCUUCCGCCACGCUUUCCGCGACCUCACCCUCCUCUCCUGGGAAGAACGCUUCGACGACGACAAAACCCUUCAGAAAGCGCGCGCCCAGCUCCUCAACAUCGAGCCCUUCUGCAUGUAUACAGGCACAACAACCGGCCUCGAAGUCCUCGGCGACAUAUCCGACACCUACGUCCGCGGUACCUCUCUCCUCCCCUCGAUCUCGCACCCCCUCACCCGCCACGGCAUCAUUGGCGGCCCCAUCCACCGCGACGCUGAAGACGCCCGCAAAGCCGAAGAAGCCCGUCUCCAAGCCAUCGCCGACGCAGAAGAAGUCGAAAAGAGGAAGGCUGGUCUACUGCGCGCGAGGGAUAUGAAGGUCAACCAUAAUCGACCCAUGUUUAACGGGCCGAUGGGUAGACCGACGGUGGAUGCGUAUGGCCAGCAUAUCAGUUAUAGGGGGGAUGGCGGGAUGAGUAAGUAUACGGUGCCGAUGCCUGUGGGUGGGGGUGGGAAUGCCAACAGGGGGUUUGUGGCGCCGGAGUUUGCGCAUUUGCUGAGUGGGAGGAACAGGAAGAGGAGGCUGUUUCCGAGUGAGAGGUUGGAGUGA